Molecule: messenger RNA, 2178 nt
Organism: Bactrocera oleae (olive fruit fly)
Lineage: Eukaryota; Metazoa; Arthropoda; Insecta; Diptera; Tephritidae
Product: peroxidase
Biological process (GO): response to oxidative stress
Molecular function (GO): peroxidase activity; heme binding
Source: RefSeq, a predicted model, not a curated record
UAUCUGCAUCAAUAUAAAUUAAGAUCUAAAUGCAAGUUGUACAUACUAUAAGUGCAGUUUAUCAAGCAAUCACACGCAGAGAUGGGCUGCCGACAAAGCAAUUGUAUUCUAUUUUCAUUUCUUUUACUUCUUGCGUUCAAAAGAGUUGCUAACUUCGAAAGUAACUGUCCUUUCGCAAUCUAUCAGCAAUAUGAAGCGGAUCCCGCGGUCUACGUGUCCUCAUCCGCAGCUGCAGCAUUUGCAGAAGUGGGCGUAAGGAAUACGCAUCAUGUGGCCAAAACUAUUGCCCCCAACUUGAAUCAUAUUUUCAGUUCUAAAGUGUCCGAUAGAUUUCGAUGCAUUUCCCCGCCCUCAGACUGUUUAAGUGAUUCAAAAAACUUCUUAUAUAGAACAUUCGACGGCUCGUGUAAUAACUUUGAAAACUCGGGCUACGGAAUGGCAACUUCUAGAUAUAAGCGAAUGUUGGCGCCAAAAUACAGUGACGGUGUUAACUCUCCAACAAUUUCAGUUACAGGCGCAACGUUACCAAACGCACGACUAUUAUCAUUAGAUUUAUAUGGCGAAACUUCCUUACCGGAUGACUUUCGAACGAUGGCAUUUCUUCAAUGGGGUCAGUUGGUGGCGCACGAUAUGACAAGAUUCCUUAAAGCGAAUGUUACUGGAGACUGUUGCUUACAGCCGGAAAUCAAUUCCUGCUUCCCAAUAAUUCUUUAUCCCCAUAGUCCAACUACUCAUACAAGUAGUACGUCUAAAAAGUGUUGGAAUUUUGAAAGAAGUGCUUCAGAUGCGGAUACUAUAUGCCACGAAAGUGGCUCAUCAUAUUCAGAAAAAAUAACAACGACUUCAGCUUAUUUGGAUCUAUCAUUUCUUUAUGGAAACUCUAAAAGUGAAAACAAAAAAUUUCGUGUUUUUAAAAGUGGUUUGAUGAAAACCAGCUCAGUGAACAAUCGUGAUUGGCUGCCAUUAUCCAUGAAUCCAGAAACUGACUGCGGGAAAGAUAUUUAUCAAUGCUUUACUAUGCCAGAUAUGCGAAACCAAUUUAUACCUACAAUCGCUGUUUUACAUACGAUCAUUUUGCGCGAGCACAAUCGACUAGCAACAAUUUUAGAACGAUAUAACCCUCAUUACUCAGAUGAACGACUCUUCCAGGAAGCAAGGAAGAUAAAUAUUGCACAGUACCAGAAAAUAACAUUUUACGAUUGGCUGCCGCUACUUAUCGGAACAUCGUACGCUUACAAUAAGCACUUAAUACACCACACGUCAAACUAUGAACAUGUGGACGAUUACGCACCAACAGUUAAUGCCGCGCCUUACGCAGAAUUUGCCGCGGCCGCUUUUCGGUAUUCACACAAUCAAAUACCCGGAUGGUUUUCAUUGAUCUCAUCAAGACGAAAUUUCAAUCUUACUAUGCGAUUAAGUGAUCAUUUUGAUCGGGCCGAAAAUUUGAAUUUGAUAUGGGAUGGUGAUAACUUUGAUUCACUUAUCAGAGGUUUAUCAACACAACUACAAAAACGUCCGGACAAUAAUAUAGAUAAAGAGAUAAAACAUUACUUUGACCGUAAAAUCUUUGAAGAAUACGGCACUGACCUGAAAGCAAUUGAUAUACAGCGUGGACGAGACUUUGGAUUACCCUCUUAUAAUGAUAUGCGCGUUUAUUGUGGUCUUCCACGUGCAUACGACUGGGCCGGAUUUUCGAAUGAAAUACCACUAGAUAAAAUUAUGUAUUUCCAAAAGAUGUACGCCUCUCCAGAUGAUGUAGAUUUGGCUAUUGGUGGCUCCUUGGAAUCACACGCACCUGAAUCUAUCCUUGGACCCACAUUUCAAUGCAUAAUCGGACGUCAAUUUUUUAAUGCUCGGACGGGUGAUCGUUUCUUUUUUGAGCGUUACCAAUCUCUAAGCGGAUUUUCGAAAGAUCAACUGGCUGAAAUCCGCAAAGCUAGCUUAUCACAAUUAUUUUGUAAUAAUGGCGACUUUCUGCAAGAUAUUCAAACUAAUGCGUUUAUUUUUCCUAAUAUUAGAAAUAAUUUGAGAAAUUGUAAAAGCCUCUCUCAAGUGGAUUUAUCGAAGUGGAAGUCUCCUGCACAACAAAUAACUUAUUCAAAUUAAGAUUAAGUUUUGUAUGUAUGUUAUUUCAAUAAAAAUUUAAUUUAAAAGUCAUUUAUAAAAAAUAAAUGUGUG